Molecule: messenger RNA, 1635 nt
Organism: Toxorhynchites rutilus septentrionalis
Lineage: Eukaryota; Metazoa; Arthropoda; Insecta; Diptera; Culicidae
Exons: 1
Coding region: 1-1635 (544 amino acids)
Biological process (GO): DNA integration
Molecular function (GO): nucleic acid binding
Source: RefSeq, a predicted model, not a curated record
AUGGAUAUGCCCUUCUCCGAAUCCCAUUUUUGGUCCGAUUCAACAGUCACACUUGAAUGGUUGCGCUCACCUCCGUACACCUGGACAACAUUUGUUGCAAACAGAGUGUCCGAAAUACAAACAACCACCCAGGGAUCCCAUUGGCAUCAUGUUGCUGGUAAACAGAAUCCAGCGGACCUCGUCACGAGAGGAAUGACAGUGAAUAACUUUCUCGGCAGUGAUCUUUGGCACCAUGGACCAACGUGGCUAAAACUCCCCGAAGCAGAGUGGCCAGUGAUAUCCCAACAGCAGAAUACACCUGAAGACAUUCUAGAAAGGCUAAAGAUGGUGGCGGCGGUUCAAAACAGGCCUAGCACGAAUGCAUUUUUUGGCAUAUCGUCUUCGUACAGCCGUUUGAUUCGAUUGACAGCAUAUUGCCUGCGUUUCAUCAGAGCAUGUCGUCAUCAACUACCAAUCGAGUGCACAGGGAAAACGAAAAUUAUCACCGUGGACGAAAUGUCAACAGCUCGUUUAAAAUUAAUUAAGCUCGCCCAAGCAGACGUUUUUGUAGAGGAAAUGAAAGACCUGAAAAAGGGAAAUGUCGUAUCGAAACAUUCGCAUUUGCGCCUUUUGAAUCCAUUCAUUGACUCAGACGGAAUUCUCAGAGUAGGAGGCAGACUGAGACUCUCAGACCAGCCCUAUUUAACCAAACAUCCCAUUCUCCUUCCUAGUUCCCAUCCAUUUUCAAGGUUAGUUGCCCGUUAUUACCAUCUUAAACUACUGCACGGUGGCGGCCGCGCCACUCUCGCGGCCAUUCGGCAAGAAUAUUGGCCUAUUCAAGGACGCCGGAUGGUAAACAGCAUCAUGAGGAACUGCUUUCGAUGCGUUCGUGCCUCUCCCGUUCCCGCCAGGCAACACACUGGCCAGCUACCAAUUCAAAGAAUCACUCCAAGUCGUCCGUUUUCGGUCACCGGAGUUGACUACGCUGGCCCAGUGUACAUGAAGCCAAUUCACAAACGAGCAGCACCGACCAAGGCCUAUAUCAGCGUUUUCGUAUGCUUCGUAACUAAAGCCGUGCACAUCGAGCUUGUGAGCGACUUAUCCACCCCCGCAUUUCUUAAUGCACUACGAAGGUUCAUCGCUCGACGUGGCUGCCCCGGACACAUUCAUUCCGACAACGGAAAAAAUUUUGAAGGAGCGCGAAACGAGCUUCGCGAAUUAUUUAAGCUGCUGCAGAAGGAAAAAUCAUCCGGAGAAAUUGCCACUUACUGUGCGAACGAGGGAAUCAAGUGGCAUAUGAUUCCCCCGAAGGCCCCACAUUUCGGUGGAUUGUGGGAGGCUGCCGUGAAAAUCGCCAAGAAACACUUGCACAGACAUCUUGGUAACGCGAUGCUUUCGUUUGAAAAUAUGGCCACAGUUUUGGCAGAAAUAGAAGCAGCGAUGAACUCCCGGCCGUUGACACCGCUUUCAGAGGACCCAAACGACCUGGCCGCACUCACACCGGCCCACUUUCUCAUUGGCACUACGCUGUCAACUCUUCCAGACGCCGAUGUCAGCCAGAUUCCGAUCAGUCGACUGGAUCAAUAUCAACGCCUCCAACAUCGAGUACAACAGUUCUGGCAUCAAUGGAAAUACGAUUAUUUGCAAGAGCUCUAA